This is a messenger RNA of Miniopterus natalensis, 1122 nucleotides long. It is a transcript of the gene SCHIP1, whose product is annotated as schwannomin interacting protein 1. The record is from RefSeq and is a predicted model, not a curated record. Gene Ontology annotation, cellular component: cell junction; plasma membrane. NCBI's taxonomy places the organism in Eukaryota, Metazoa, Chordata, Mammalia, Chiroptera, Miniopteridae. Gene Ontology annotation, biological process: positive regulation of hippo signaling.
AUGAAUUUGGACAGUGAUGGAAUGGAUGACAUCAUCAGUCAAGAAUCCCCAUUGGAUAUGGAGGGGAAUUAUAAAAAGGCACAGAAAAAUGAGAGAGAAUCUAUCCGACAGAAGUUGGCACUCGGGAGCUUCUUUGAUGAUGGCCCAGGAAUUUAUACCAGCUGCAGCAAAAGUGGGAAGCCAAGCCUUUCCUCUCGCCUGCAGAGUGGGAUGAACCUGCAGAUCUGCUUUGUCAACGACAGCGGCAGUGACAAGGACAGCGAUGCAGAUGACAGUAAGACUGAAACCAGCUUGGACACCCCCUUGUCGCCCAUGAGCAAACAGAGCUCUUCCUAUUCCGAUAGAGACACUACUGAAGAGGAGUCUGAAUCCCUAGAUGAUAUGGAUUUCCUCACGAGGCAAAAGAAAUUGCAAGCUGAAGCCAAAAUGGCCCUCGCCAUGGCCAAACCCAUGGCCAAAAUGCAAGUAGAAGUGGAAAAACAGAACAGGAAAAAGUCUCCCGUCGCUGAUCUCCUGCCACACAUGCCUCAUAUAAGCGAAUGCUUGAUGAAAAGGAGUUUAAAGCCCGCUGACCUGAGGGACAUGACUAUUGGGCAGCUACAAGUGAUAGUCAAUGAUCUCCAUUCGCAGAUAGAAAGCUUGAAUGAAGAGCUGGUCCAGCUGCUGCUUAUCCGAGAUGAGCUGCACACAGAACAAGAUGCCAUGCUGGUGGACAUCGAAGACUUGACCAGACAUGCCGAAAGUCAGCAGAAGCACAUGGCAGAGAAAAUGCCUGCGAAGUAAACAGAAGCCAUCCAGCCAGAGGACAAGCUAGACUUCGUUUUGCUUCUGUGGUUGUAAAAAUGCUGUUGCUCAAGGUGGCGCAGAAACAAACAAAUGUCAGUGUUAGUCAUUGAUAAUGUCUGAAGCUUAAUGUCCAGUGAUUAGCCUUUGCUUCUUUUUUUUUUUCAUAUUUUACCAGAUGAAUUUAAUUGACAUUUUCAGAGCAUCACCCCAAAAUUGCAGGGCACAUAUUCCCCUCAAGUUCACAGGGAAGGCCCCUCAGGACAGAACACAUGUUAGGCCACAAAACAAGCUUCAGUAAAUUUAAAAAGAUUGAAAUCAUUCCACACCCCGUGCUCC